Molecule: messenger RNA, 882 nt
Organism: Symphalangus syndactylus (siamang)
Lineage: Eukaryota; Metazoa; Chordata; Mammalia; Primates; Hylobatidae
Product: A disintegrin and metallopeptidase domain 3-like
Biological process (GO): cell adhesion; male gonad development; binding of sperm to zona pellucida
Cellular component (GO): plasma membrane
Source: RefSeq, a predicted model, not a curated record
AUGUCACAUACCAAGAACGAGCCUGUCGGGAAGGAUACGGAAAUAGGGGAGACUUUUUUUUUUUUUUUUUGCAAUGGAACAUCUGAGUUUUGUGUACCUGAUGUGAAAGCUGCUGAUUUAGAAUACUGCAGUAAUAAGACUAGAUAUUGCUUUAAAGGAGUAUGCAGAGAUAGGGAUAGACAGUGUGCACAGUUAUUUGGAAAAUUUUCUAAGUCUGCUAGUGUUCUGUGUACAGAAAAAGUGAAUUUUCUAAAUGACAAAUUUGGAAACUGUGGUUCCCAUUGUCAUUUUUAUGAUAUUCUUUGUGGAAAUUGUCACCGGACACAUUCAGAACCAGUACCAAUGACAGACUUUGAUAUACAAUAUACUUACCUUGAGGGUCAUGUAUGUUUGUCUGCACGUGCAAGAAAUGGUUCAAAACAAUGGGGGACCUAUGCCGAAGCUAUAACUGCGUGUGAUCCACACAGGUUAUGUAGAUUCCGAGGAUGCGAAAAUCUUAGUGACAUAAAUAUAACAAGAUAUAACAUAAAUUGCGGAGAGAAUGGGGCUUGCAAUGAACUUUUCCAUUGUCAGUGUGAUCCUGGUUAUGCUCCUCCAGGUUGUGAGCCAGCAAUAUCAUCACCAGGAGGAAGUGUUAAUGAUGGAUUUUGGCUUACGGUAGAAGAAAGUGUACCCUUGUUUCCAAAACGACGUGCUGCUCCUAAAAACAAUGGUCUUUUGAUCAGUUUCUACAUUUCUUUUUUACCUUUGCUCAUUUUAAUUGCUAUUGUUAGUCUUAAAUGGAAUAAAAUGAAGAGAUUUUGGAGCAAAGUGGGAACAGUAAGCAGCAGAUCUAUCUCAGAAGACAGCAGCAGGAACAACAACCAGUCACAGCCCAAGUGA